Phycomyces blakesleeanus NRRL 1555(-) is the source of this 375-nucleotide messenger RNA. RefSeq lists its product as hypothetical. Lineage: Eukaryota; Fungi; Mucoromycota; Mucoromycetes; Mucorales; Phycomycetaceae. Gene Ontology annotation, molecular function: zinc ion binding; structural constituent of ribosome. The transcript is spliced from 3 exons. Bases 16 to 186 code for a protein of 56 amino acids. Gene Ontology annotation, cellular component: ribosome; cytosolic small ribosomal subunit. The record is from RefSeq and is a predicted model, not a curated record. Gene Ontology annotation, biological process: translation.
UAAAGUUAAAUCAACAUGGCUCACGCAAAUGUCUGGAAUGCUCACCCCCGCUCCAACGGCAAGGGUUCUCGUCAGUGCCGUGUCUGCGCUCACCGUGCUGGUCUGAUCCGCAAGUACAACAUCAACAUCUGCCGUCAGUGCUUCCGCGAGUACGCUAGCGAUAUUGGCUUCAACAAGUACCGUUAAAAAAUGUACAUGAAAGCGUCCUUCCUCUUUCAGCCGAGGAAGUGAUGAUGUUCUGGGGAGAAAUGGAUUUUCUUGGUCGCCCGUCUGUAGAAAUGAUCUGCUUUUGUGUGUACCUGAAUAUAUAUAGCAACCCAGACAUCCAAAUUCAAUAGAAAAUCAUUUUAACAAAUAACAACAACAUCAAAAAUU